AUGCGUGCUGGUGUUUUCGACAGCAAAGGCAGUGGAAGAGUGGACGCUGUUCCUUUCUUCCUUUCACACUCCUACUUGGCAGCGGCUCUGCUGCUUCAGUACUUGGCACCGCAUCCGACUGCGGUGUUGGGCGCUGUCCUCAAAGAAGAUGAUUCCGGCAGGCUGGUAAUUAACCCCACAGACCCCGAACGGCGUCGACGUGCAAGGCCUGCACAACACGUUGCAAGGCUUCAGGACGAGAUCGCCAGCAUGAAAGACUUGCUGAACAGGAAUUCGCUCAGGUGCGACGUGGACUCGGGCAUUGCAGACGUUCUUGGCGACGACGAAAUGCGAACAGAAUGCCAGAACGACUUCAAAGGAAACGCGUGGUUUCCAAAGGCAGUGGACGUGCUGUUUGUCUCCAACACGGGCGAGUGGAUCGCGCACGAAGGUGCGCUGGCCGGCGAUUCCCUUCAAGCCCUCUUCUCAGACGUCCCGGUGCCGUGCAGCACCGGCUGUCUGAAGCUGCAACGUGUGUCCGCCAAAGGAAGCAGAUGCGACGAAGACGUGUUGAUGGCGAUGGCACGGCUCCGACUCCAUGUAUGGCGAAAGCACACGCGGCUUCGCGUGGAGUUUUGGUCACAACGCCCGCCGUCCAUUGGACGACGUGGGCGAAACUGGGUCGCUGAGGCCCUUGCGUACAUCCGCCAACGCAGAGCAACAAGAGAACGAAAGAACUACGGGCAGUUCAAUACUUCAAUGCAAUGUUUCAUUGGUGGUUGUGACGACUUCUGUGAUGACAACUGCAACGCUGGCUGCGAUUACGGCUGCGAUUAUUAUUGCGACUCUGGAUGCGACUCGAGCUGUUCGACCAACUGUACGAGCUGUGAUGACAGCUGUGAUUCCAGCUGCGUCAUUUUUAGCCUUGGAUGCGACAGCAGUUGCGACAGCAGCUGUGAUUACUGUGUCACCACCUGCGACGACUCCUGCGACACCUCGUGCGACGGAGGCUGUGACGAGGGCUGUGAUAUCUGCUACAGCGGAUGCGACUCUGGCUGCGACAUCUGCUACGACAGCUGCGAUGAUUGUGCGUUUGUCUUAUGA
Salpingoeca rosetta is the source of this 1083-nucleotide messenger RNA. RefSeq lists its product as uncharacterized. Bases 1 to 1083 code for a protein of 360 amino acids. The record is from RefSeq and is a predicted model, not a curated record. The transcript is spliced from 8 exons. NCBI's taxonomy places the organism in Eukaryota, Choanoflagellata, Craspedida, Salpingoecidae.